Coniophora puteana RWD-64-598 SS2 is the source of this 1839-nucleotide messenger RNA. RefSeq lists its product as uncharacterized. NCBI's taxonomy places the organism in Eukaryota, Fungi, Basidiomycota, Agaricomycetes, Boletales, Coniophoraceae. The record is from RefSeq and is a predicted model, not a curated record. Bases 187 to 1839 code for a protein of 550 amino acids. The transcript is spliced from 5 exons.
ACAUCCCAGGCGGUUGAAGACGGUACUUCGCUUGCUGUAGUUCUUCAGCUGGCUGGCAAAACCGACAUCCAGCUCGCACUCAAAGCCUGGGAGAAGCUUCGCUAUGAACGUGUCCGUCAAGCGCAGCUGGUUGGCAAGGAGCUGCGCAACCGAUGGCACCAGACUCGGCCCGAGGAUAGGGGCCCAAUGCUAGAUAUCCCGAAUCCGGAGUGGUUGAUGGGUUUUGAUGCAGAGACAAACGCGUAUAGCGAGUAUGAAAGGCUUGUGCAAGAUGUUCGAGCGUCCAUACCUGACUCAAGCUACCACGAAUAUCCAGCGCAUCUCAAGCCCGCCCCUCACGUCUACAAACCCUCUCUAGCUCGCCUAGCCCGUGCGUGUAAGUCAUUCGAAGAUCCUGCUCUCAAUGUACUGCACGAAGAAAUCGACUGUUUUGCUGCGCUUCUCACUUGCCUGCCUGAGGAUCUAUGGACUGUGGAGGGACCAUGGCUCCGGCUUACAUUCCACCGUGAACUGCUCGAAACGGACUGGGAUAUCUUGGCAAGACACACUGCGCGCGUGCGGAUACUGCACCAGGGCAGUAGAGAAGAAGAUCACGGGAAGUUCCCUCCGUGGCCCGAGGUUUGGGAGGCUUUGAAUCUCUGUCCUAUACCGGUUCUCUUCCCUAGGUUGCAUACGCUCAACUGUUGGAUGUGGACACCAGAGCACGUCUUGUGUGGGCGAUACCUCUUCGGUCCUCAGCUUCGCAACAUCCGCUUCUCGAUGACUACGGGGGAACUGCUGGAAAGGAUCCCUGAUCUAGCGACACUGUGCCCGCUACUUGAAUCCAUUGAACUUGGCACGGUUCUUGACCAUCCUUCCCUAUCGUUUACCAGCGACGCGUUCACUAACGUGGUGCGCCAGUACCCUUGUCUACGAACCUUGGAUCUGGGACGAAUGGUGGUUCUCCCCGGCGAUGUUAUGCACUCUCUUGCCCAGCUCCCGACUUUCCGACAUCUGCGUGUGCUCGUUCUCGAAAGCUCUGAUUGGAUCUAUCAAGAGACUCGCGUGGGGCUUCGUAACCUCCAUAGCCUCGCUCUGGAUGCGCAAAACUGGGAUGUAGCUACCAUAACGGUGAAGCUUCUUCUUGGAGACGACCUGCACACCGCUCGUGUGCGUCUUAGUAAGCUAGACGUGACGUGUUAUAACUCUCCGACCCUCCGCGGGCUCUCCGCAUUCCUCGGCGCUCUGGUUGACUGUAUCUCACCUCUGGAUGUUACAAGGCUAACUCUGCUUGUUGUCCGCGUAUCCGAUUGUGACUGGACUCAGCUCUUGGCGCUGUCGCAACUGCGUAACCUGACACGGGUAUCUCUCCUCAUGAGACCGAGCGACAGCACUGAGUUUAUGUCUCUCAGCGGCGAUUCCCUAUACACUUUGGUCCGCGGCUGGUUACUCCUCGAGCAUCUGACCAUUGGGUACGGCUUUUCGCCGAUACCGCUUCGCAACUUCGUCACUGUACUUUCUCUCUGCCCGCGCAUCAAAUCAGCCAACAUAGAUGUCGACGUGUGCAAUGAUCCCGAUGAUGUCAUCGCUCUCGCCGCAGAGGGAUAUCUGGGAGUACGAAACGAAUACAUCAAGAUGCUGCAGCUCGGUCCUCCUCGAAAGCUCGAUGCCGGCCGAGGCGUUCCCGACAUUGGUCUCAUGCGCUCGGUCUUCGCUCGUUAUCCUAUCGUCUCCGUCUUGCAUCACCUUUUCCCGAACUUAAACGAGUUCGAACAUCAUUUCGGUGUCAUGCCGCCUCCGGGAAAGAGUGUAUGGGCUGCCGUAGAAGCAGAACUCGAGGCAAUGCGCGGACUGGAUUGA